This is a messenger RNA of Suillus discolor, 2260 nucleotides long. RefSeq lists its product as uncharacterized. Lineage: Eukaryota; Fungi; Basidiomycota; Agaricomycetes; Boletales; Suillaceae. Gene Ontology annotation, cellular component: cytoplasm. The record is from RefSeq and is a predicted model, not a curated record. Gene Ontology annotation, molecular function: ATP binding; glutaminase activity; NAD+ synthase (glutamine-hydrolyzing) activity. Bases 99 to 2174 code for a protein of 691 amino acids. The transcript is spliced from 19 exons. Gene Ontology annotation, biological process: NAD+ biosynthetic process.
GUUCUACCUUACGGAAGAAGCAGGCCCCGGGGGUGCCGGCUAGUCCCAUUGGAUGCGAGCGCACGCUCCGAAUCUCAGGCUAGCUAGAGACCUCCAUCAUGGGGCACCUAAUAACGUUGGCUACUUCAUUAAACCAGUGGGCCUUAGAUUUUCAGGGAAAUUAUGAACGUAUCAUUCAAAGCAUCGCGAUCGCAAAGGAGCGCGGUGCUACCCUGAGAGUUGGACCAGAGCUGGAAAUUCCUGGGUAUGGCUGCUACGACCAUUUCCUUGAAGGGGACACCAUCCUUCAUUCCUGGGAGGUACUGGCCAAGAUCUUGGCCGGCGACGAUACCAUGGGAAUUAUCUGUGAUAUUGGAAUGCCCGUGGUGCACAAGAAUGUAAUUUACAACUGUCGUGUUAUUGUACACGACAGGCAGAUUCUGCUCAUUCGCCCUAAGAUGUGGCUCGCCAACGAUGGCAAUUACCGCGAAAUGCGGUACUUUACUCCUUGGAUGAAGUAUCAACAAUGGGAGGAUCAUUUCCUCCCAAGGAUUAUUCAAACCGUCACAAAGCAGGUUUGUCAUUGUUUUCCUUCAACCUCAGUCACGCACAACUCUUCCUUUCCAGGUCAAAGUCCCUUUUGGAGACUGUAUUAUAAGCACGGUGGACACCUGUAUAGGUUGGGAGCCAUCAUGAGUUACGAAAACUUUACACCCGCGUCGAGCUAUAUGGACUCUCUUGGUGGCGUCUAUCUUUAUGCAAAUCAAAAAGGCUGCGACGGCGAUCGGCUGUAUUAUGAUGGUUGUGCCAUGAUCGCCAUGAAUGGCCACAUCGUCUCUCAAGGUUCACAGUUCUCCUUGGACGAUGUUGAGGUCGUCACAGCUACGAUCGAUAUUGAGGACGUGCGCUCACAUCGCACAUCCCGCAGCCGCGGGCUCCAGGCUGCCCGUUCUAAGGCUUUUCAUCGAAUUGAAGUGCCGUUUGCACUUUCAAGUGGAAAGUUUGGCGAUACAGAUGGGGCGAUGGCCCUGGGUAUCCAGGCCAAGCUUGCUGGAGCAAGGUUUCAUACUCCAGAGGAAGAGAUAGCGCUUGGUCCAGCUUGCUGGCUCUGGGACUACCUCAGGCGCUCCCGUACACAGGGAUACUUUGUCCCUCUCAGCGGAGGUAUCGAUUCCUGCGCUACAGCUGUGAUAGUAUAUUCCAUGUGCCGCCUCGUGGCUGAGGCUGCACGCAAGGGAGACAAGCAAGUUAUUCUUGAUGCAAGACGAAUGGUCGGAGAGCCGGAAGACUCAGUUUAUACCCCUUUGGACCCGCAUGAGUUUUGCAACAAGAUCUUCCACACGUGUUACAUGGGCACCGAGAACUCUAGCGCAGAAACGAGAAAGAGGGCCAAGGACCUCUCAGCAGCGAUUGGAAGCUACCAUGUAGACCUCAACAUGGACACUCUUGUCACCUCUGUCCGUGACCUGUUCGCGUUCGUUACUGGUAUGCGACCUCAGUUCAGAGCCCAUGGCGGAUCGGGCGCGGAGAAUUUGGCGCUGCAGAACAUCCAGGCACGGUUACGGAUGCUCCUUGCUUAUCUCUUCGCUCAACUACUUCCUUGGGUGCGAGGCAGACAGGGUGCACUCCUCGUCCUUGGCAAAAUGCCAACUGAACUAACAUUAAUACCAGCUGAUAUCAAUCCUAUUGGCAGCAUCAGUAAGACUGAUCUCAAGAAGUUCAUUGCCUACGCUGGGGAUGCGUUUGAAAUUCCCAUCUUGAACGAUUUUUUGACCGCCGUACCGACCGCUGAGCUAGAGCCAAUUUCAGAGACAUAUGUCCAAGCGGAUGAGGCGGACAUGGGCAUGACGUAUGAUGAACUAUCAGUCUUCGGUCGUUUCCGCAAAGUGGAGAAGUGUGGACCAUAUGGCAUGUUCACGAAGCUGGUGCAUGAGUGGGGCUCAUUCCUGUCUCCCGUUCAAAUCGCAGAGAAAGUCAAGCAUUUCUUCUUUGAAUAUGCGCGCAACCGUCAUAAGAUGACAACUCUGACACCGGCAUAUCAUGCAGAAUCUUACAGCCCAGAUGACAACAGAUUUGAUCUCCGUCCUUUUCUCUAUCCCUCUAGGUUCCCGUGGCAGUUUAAGAAGAUAGAUGAAGUAGCUGCAAUCCUACCUGAUCGCUCCAACCCGGCUGCAGAUAAGACCAAGACUGACUGAAUAAUGUAGAUUCAAGUCCAUGUACUUAGACGACAUAAAGCUUAAAGGCUCUAAGCCACAAUGAAACGAUCCUUUGUAUUCCAAUA